Molecule: messenger RNA, 5805 nt
Organism: Lethenteron reissneri (Far Eastern brook lamprey)
Lineage: Eukaryota; Metazoa; Chordata; Hyperoartia; Petromyzontiformes; Petromyzontidae
Product: potassium voltage-gated channel subfamily A member 3-like
Biological process (GO): potassium ion transmembrane transport; protein homooligomerization; action potential
Cellular component (GO): membrane; voltage-gated potassium channel complex
Molecular function (GO): delayed rectifier potassium channel activity; protein binding
Source: RefSeq, a predicted model, not a curated record
AAGAGCGCCAGAGAUGUAGCGAGCACUGGGACGCCUGCUAAUAGAGACCCAUCUGGUACAUCGCCAUCAUCAUCACCACCACCACCACCACUAUCAUCAUCAUUAUCACCGCCACCACCACCACCAUCAUCUUUACUCACUGGUGUCGCAUCUGUAUACAUUUGGUCUCUCUUUAGUCUGCUCUCAAGCUGUUAUUUUUGGUCCCAAUUUUGUCAUGUGCAUCAAUUCUCAGCAAAUCCCGAACGCAGUUUCGACUUAGGCGCUUAUUUGCCGUGUACGCGGACACAGUGAUAUUGUUGCGUUUGCUUUUCCUGUUUAUUGGCGGCGGCGGGGGGAGGGCAUGUACGAUAAGCGGCGCUUCGUGCGUUAUGGUGAAGACAAGUCGGAUGUUAGUCGGCGAGACGGAGUCGGCGACAGAACCGCCUGACCCCCGCACGGUUGUCCAAACGCCAUGGACGACGCGGCGUUGCUUGAAGAUGGCCCCGAGACGGCGGAGCCGCUGACGCACGAGUACUGCGAGAGGAUCGUCAUCAACGUGUCGGGACUGCGCUUCGAGACGCAGCUCAAGUCGCUCGACCAGUUCCCGGACACCCUCCUGGGCAACCCCAGCAAGAGGUCGCGCUACUUCGACCCCCUGCGCAACGAGUACUUCUUCGACAGGAACCGGCCGAGCUUCGACGCAAUCCUCUACUACUACCAGUCCGGCGGGCGGCUGAGGCGCCCGGUCAACGUCUCCAUCGACGUGUUCAGCGAGGAGAUCAAGUUCUACGAGCUCGGCAACGAGGCCAUGGCCAAGUUCCAGGAAGACGAGGGCUUCAUCAAGGAGGAGGAGAAGCCGCUGCCGUCCGACGAGUUCCAGCGGCAGGUGUGGCUGCUGUUCGAAUACCCCGAGAGCUCCAACCCGGCCAGGGGAAUUGCCAUCGUUUCCGUACUGGUCAUUCUCAUCUCCAUCAUCAUAUUCUGCCUCGAGACUCUGCCUGAAUUCAGGGACGAGAAGGAACAGAAAUUUCUCCCAGCAAAGGACAUUAAUGGCACGCAGGUAAAAAUUAUGCAUGGCAGCUCUUUCACUGAUCCAUUUUUUAUUGUGGAAACCAUAUGCAUCAUUUGGUUUUCCUUUGAACUGCUGGUGAGGUUUUUUGCGUGCCCCAGCAAACCGGGAUUUUUCAAAAGCAUCAUGAACAUCAUUGACAUCGUGGCCAUCCUGCCCUACUUCAUCACCCUUGGCACCGAGAUGGCCAAGCACCAAGGGAGUGGCCAGCAGGCCAUGUCACUGGCGAUUUUGAGGGUGAUCCGGCUGGUGCGAGUGUUCCGGAUAUUCAAGCUGUCCAGGCACUCCAAGGGCUUGCAGAUUCUGGGCCAGACUUUGAAGGCGAGCAUGAGAGAGCUGGGCCUGCUCAUAUUUUUCCUCUUCAUCGGCGUCAUCCUCUUCUCCAGCGCCGUCUACUUUGCCGAGGCCGACCACCAAAACUCGGAGUUCCGCAGCAUCCCCGACGCCUUCUGGUGGGCCGUCGUAACCAUGACGACGGUGGGAUACGGUGACAUGCGUCCCGUGACGGUGGGUGGCAAGAUCGUGGGCUCGCUGUGCGCCAUCGCCGGCGUGCUCACCAUCGCCCUCCCCGUGCCUGUCAUCGUCUCCAACUUCAACUACUUUUACCACCGCGAGACGGACAACGAAGAGCACGCGAACUACCUGCACGUCUCAAGCUGCUCGCACCAGGAGGAGAGCAGAAAGAGCAGGAGCCCGUCCAUGAGCAGGUCCGAGUACAUGGAGAUGGACGACGGUCUGAGCAACGACGUUGACUUCAAGGUGAAGUUACCCCUCAAGCCCGACAACUGCGCGCCGCUCAACCACAACUGCAUCAACAGAAACGUCGAGACCGAUGUCUGACGCCCUGCCUACCGAGUCGCCACGAAAUGCCUUUAGUUCAUUUUUGCAACAGCAGCGGACCUUUUUCGCCGUUUUAGUUUUACAAUACAAUCUCGGAGACGCACUCGGCAACAACUGCUCCUCUUUUUUUGCGCUUUUGUUUUCGCCAAACUAACCCAACGGACCAAAACGGUGCGUUCAUCAAUAUUCCGGAGGCCUGUCCACAUCUUAAUCGGCUGCGGUGAACCGGCAGCAGGGCACCGCCGCGUUUUAAACACGGCACGAAACGAAAUCGCAUUGGACUCCUGUUGUUGUGCUGCGUUGCUUUGCGAUGAAUGUGUACAAACUUCGCUUAACCUGUCACGCCACCUCCCCCCCCUGUCGCUACACUCUAACGGUCGAGUGGAAAUUGGAGUCACGUGGUAAAUAAAUGUUUUCAAAUCAAGUUUAUGUCUGUGAACGUAAGUGUUUCCGUGUACAUAGUUGUCAAUGUGGCGUUAUUUUGGAAGGAGGUUCGCAGCCAAAAUUAAUCCACCCACCCACCUUUUUUGCAGUGCACCAUGCAACGACAUGAGUGCAAACGCGAACAUUCCUUCGUAGAGGUGGGAUUGAUAGCUGUGCACCUCCUGCCACAAUGAAGCCGGGUUCAUGGCUACAGAUGGGUGAUAAGUUUUAAUGCAGAUUUGGGAUGAACUAAAUGUUGGCUUUAUAACAAAAUGCAAUAGCGUGUAUAAAGUAAUGUUAAGGUUAUUAGUCCCCCACGUUUAUCUGCUAGGGCAUGAAUGUGGAGGAAAUAUAUUUCCAACUUGCAAUGACGUGGCACUUUUGUUUGUGCGUGCCUGCACUGUGAAGGCAGACGUAAUAGUAAUUAUUGCUCUGUAUUAUUUAAUCGCACAAUUUUAUUACUUGAACAUAACAAUUUUUAUUCAAAUGUGUCAAUUUCUAGAUGGCACUGUCACUUACAUGCACAUCACAUUGCCAUACAGUUAAUUGUUUACUGCUUUGAUUUACAUAAAUCACAGCAGUAAACGUGCAAUUAGGGAUGGGUGCUUUGUCAAAAUGAUUGUAUUAACCAUUAAAAUUGGAACUCGCAUUUCAUCAGCAAUAAAAAAAAAAGAUUGUAUCAAAUGUAUAAUUUAACGCUUCAAAUUAAAGAGUAAAUCGUGAACGCAUUACUUAAGCAAUUUUUCAUAGGUAUCAAUGUGUAGUAUAGUUUAUCCUUCUUAGUAUUAUAAAUUCAACUUUUUUCCGUUUAUACCUGUAAUUCAUAUAAUAAGUCACCCACCCCUGAUGUGCCUACAUUUCUUAAUUUCCGGCCAGUGCAGUGGUAAAACAUAGUUGUAGUCUUCAUCCAUAACUUAAAUACACCAUAGAUGCAUUUAGGUCUGCCGUGAAAAAAAAAAAUCUUGAUCUCUUCUAUUUUAGGGAGUGCUAAAAUUCCAAGGAGCUGAAUUUUUUUUUCUUUAAAAAAUCCUAAAUUUUAUUUGACAAACUGCAUGAAAUACAUUGCACCUGAGUGUGUGUGCGUGCGAGGAUGUGUGUGUGUGUGCCCACGCGUGUGUGUGCCAUCACAGCACCUGUGAGGCCUCGCUCUGUGGUGGUCAUUAUAUAUGUCCCUUUCAUCUUAUGUCCAUCUUAUCAUCUUGUGGUUAUCCACGCGUUGCUUCGUCUUAUAUUAUUGUUUUUUUUAUUUGGUUACCUUUGUUUAAACCCAGUUCACGUGUCCCUGAACCAUUACCCUUGACUUCAGAGCCUUAACGAGCAAUUUUCCAGGACUUGAUGUAUGUCACAGUGCGGUAAUUUAGGUUGCCACAAUCAAUAAACCAGUAGGGAAUAAAUAUAUAAAACCAAUCUGCAAAAGACAAAACGGUGAAAAUUGUGACCUUUAUUUGAUAAAAUGCAAAUUUGGAAGCUAAGCUCAUACAAGUGAAGAAUUUCCACCUCUUGUAGGAUUCCUAGGAAUUCAUGGCAACAACAAAUACCAUCGUUUUAAAAUAGUCUCAUCCAAUGACGAAAGGUCAUUCGGUGAUGCACCUACACUACAUUGUUUUAUAUCAUCCACCUGAACGUAUGUGGCUUGCAAGAAUUAAUAUCACCAGCCCUCAUAAUGAUGGAUGCAUUGUUCAACCUGUCUGAGGGGUUGACCACUUAUUUCACCAUAGCGAGAGCCCCCAUCGGUGAUUGAACCUAAAUAAAAAUUGGCAUGAAGAGGCACAAACAAGAUGUACUCACUCAACUUUGUAGAUGAUAACUCACCGGAUAUAUCUUAACAGUGCGUGGGUGGCUUUGGGUGUCCACACAGAGAUUGCUCGGUGAUGUCUCCAAUAUGAAAAAAAGCCGGCUCGGCCACUCAGGGGAAUUUUGACUUCAACAAAUAUUUGCAAUUCUCACCACUAUGUAUGUUUUUUUGACGUGAGUUUCGAGUCUUACCCAAAGCUUAUCCACAAGAGCGGCGGCAGCGGCAUUGACGGCUUUGCUUGUCGCUCGACGGAGACCGCGACAAUGUAAUUAAUGUCCGGCAGCACUACUAACAAUCAGGAGAAAUGGGCUUUGCGAUGCCCUGCCAACUAUUCAUCAUGCCUCAGAAUGGAGUUUAAAAUCAUUUCAUGCCUCGCUAAGCCCUGUUUUAUUUCAUUUUUUUUCUCGUGCAACAAAGACCCGCGGAUGCAUACGGAGAGAGAAAAAAACAGACGCGGGUUCGUGUUGCAGCGGGCAAAUGCGAUAUUUCUGGGAGGUCUCAUUUACCACGUUAAUUUGAAAUCCGUAUUCAAAAUGUGAUUUUUUUUUCUUUUGUGGAAAAUGUCCAUUUAAUAUACACUGUACCGUAUAUUGUUGUUGAAGCAUUGGUGAUAUGAUAUUUAUUCAUGAAGCAUUGGGCUAUGACUCUUAUAUAGAUUUAUUUUCUGAAAUGUAAACAAAGGAUUGGCACACUUCACUCGGGGAUUCCGGCGACCUGAGCUCGAUCCCCAGGCACAGUUGAUGUUUUGUGGCAAGUGAUAUCUGAACGAGUCUUUCCCCGCCAUCAGCAAUCUGCACUGACCAGCGUGAUGAAGUAUGUAUAAAACAAGCCUCAUGACCAACACGGCGUGAUGAGGCCUUCAUCCAGAGGUGGAUUGAUAAAUAGCGUGUAAGUAAACAAAGGAUGCCCCAUCCUAGCUCACGCUAUUUACGUCACAGGGGCUCUUCCGGAGUGAAAGCCCCCCCCCACCCACCCCCCCCCAACUUGCACAUGUUAAACGUGCGACAUGGGACACGUUGCUAGGAUGACAAAUGGCGUGGCAUUUAUUGCACCGUUUUGAGGACCAAAGGUGAAGCUUUAUCAAAACAUCACAAUGAGCAGUGCGAAGAGGGGAGGAGAGCUUACACCCAGUCGUUGUUUUUUUUUACAAUAUGAAUUGGCUUUCAAAAGUCGGGAGAAAGCCUCGAUUUGUUUUGUCUCCUUUGCGUGCGUUCAGCGAAAAAAAAUCAUUUCCGCCAAUUAAAAAUUCCCAUCGUCAAAAUCCAUAGUUUAAGUUGAACAUGCCUUACUGCGUGUGCGUGUGUGUGCUUUGUGUGUUAGGUUGAUAUUGAUGUUCGAUAGCAAUGCAUCAGAAAUAAGCAAAAGGAUACUGUACACAUUUGCAAUGGCCUUAUAAAGAUGUAUGGGGAGUUUUGUGUCAAAGGAUCUUUUUAUUAAUAUCGUUGUUUUUUCGAGUAAUUCCAGGCUGUCAUUCAAUGUGGCACCAUUGUGUUUUGUGUAAUAGAUAUGAGCUAUACUGUUUUGAGGUCUUGGGUCAAGAGAAAGGGCGAAUAAUCAUAUCAAAAUCGAGUUGAGAAUUAAUGUUUUGCAAUUGUAACAUGAUUCUCAAAGUAAAUGUUUUGCCAGCUCUGUCGAUGUGUGUAUGUGUAUGAACGUAGUGAUUCGUAUGUUUCAUUAAAACGAAAAUUCAUUCAUGUCA